UCUACUUCCAACUCACACUUCACUACUCCCUCAUCGUAUCUCUCUCUUCCAUUUUCUCUAUCUAGUUCUCUUUUUCAUUUUCUCUAUCUAGUUUUCUCUAUCCAAAAAAAAAUCUAGUUCUCUCUUUCUUUCUUUGUUUUGAACGAUGAUGAAGUGUGUGCAGAGCUGGCCUGAGCCGAUUGUUCGAGUCCAGUCCCUCGCCCAAAGCGGGAUGACAAAAAUCCCGGAGCACUACAUCAAGCCCCCUUCCAAACGACCCUCGAAUGUUGACAAUACCACCGUCAACAUCCCAGUCAUCGACAUGCAGUCCCUGACCGGAGACGACCAGGGCCUGCGUGAGACCACGCUGCAGCUGGUCUCGAACGCCUGUAGGGAGUGGGGGUUCUUCCAGGUGGUGAACCAUGGUGUGAGCCACGAGCUGAUGAAGCGGGCGAGGGAGACGUGGAGGGAGUUCUUCGAGCAGCCGCUGGGGGUGAAGCAGGAGUACUCCAACGACCCGAGCACCUAUGAAGGGUACGGAAGUCGGCUGGGAGUGGAGAAGGGGGCGAUUCUGGAUUGGAGUGACUAUUACUUUCUUCAUUACUUGCCUCCGGCAUUGAGGAAGCCCCACAAAUGGCCUGCUCUCCCAUCUUCAUGCAGGGAUUUGAUCGAAGAAUACGGUGAGGAAGCUACUAAACUAUGUGGAAGACUGGUGAAGAUGCUGUCACUAAACCUUGGGCUAGGGGAAGACUACCUCCCCAAUGCUUUCGGAGGAGAGAACGUUGGGGCAUGCUUAAGGGUCAAUUUCUAUCCAAGAUGUCCCCAACCAGACCUAACCCUUGGAAUCUCGCCACACUCGGACCCCGGCGGGAUGACCCUUCUCCUGCCCGACGAGGACGUUGCCGGACUUCAAGUUCGUAAAGGUGACAAUUGGGUGACUGUGAAACCCGUUCCAAAUGCCUUCAUUGUGAACAUGGGAGACCAAAUGCAGGUUCUGAGCAACGCCAUAUACAAAAGCGUAGAGCACAGAGUGAUUGUGAAUUCAGUCAAGGAUCGGGUUUCUCUGGCCAUGUUCUAUAACCCCAAGAGCGAUCUGCUGAUCGAACCGGCCAAGGCUCUUGUCACGAUGGACCGGCCGGCUCUCUACCCGGCGAUGACGUUCGAUGAGUACCGCAUUUACAUUAGGACCAAGGGGCUCUGUGGCAAGGCACAAGUUGAAUCGUUGAAAACUCAUGAAUAACGUACAUAUGCAUCUUUCUAUGUAUUUGCUUAAUUAAGAUCGGCAUGAAUAUGGAGGCUAAUAUUGUUGCACAGAAUAAUUCAAUGCUAAUGUACGUAGUUAUAUGUUCCAAAGAAUUGAACUACUUGAAUUAUUGUACCCGGCGAGUCAAUGAACAAAUUGCAAGUAUAUAUUAUGAA
Messenger RNA from Fragaria vesca subsp. vesca, 1398 nucleotides. RefSeq names its product protein SRG1-like. NCBI's taxonomy places the organism in Eukaryota, Viridiplantae, Streptophyta, Magnoliopsida, Rosales, Rosaceae. The record is from RefSeq and is a predicted model, not a curated record. The transcript is spliced from 2 exons. The coding region runs from base 146 to 1219 and encodes 357 amino acids.